This is a messenger RNA of Solanum verrucosum, 3009 nucleotides long. RefSeq names its product chloride channel protein CLC-d. Gene Ontology annotation, cellular component: intracellular membrane-bounded organelle; membrane. NCBI's taxonomy places the organism in Eukaryota, Viridiplantae, Streptophyta, Magnoliopsida, Solanales, Solanaceae. Gene Ontology annotation, biological process: transmembrane transport; chloride transport. The record is from RefSeq and is a predicted model, not a curated record. Gene Ontology annotation, molecular function: voltage-gated chloride channel activity.
UAAACUUCUGGUGGACUCACCGGACUGGCAGAAUCCACAGGGAAAAAUACAUCUAUUUGACGAAUCAAAGUUCACUCCUAUACGCAUCCGUCACUUUCCUCCAUUAUUCUCGUAGAAGAAAAGGAAUUCCUCAUCACCCAAAAGUGACAUUCACACCCAAAAACCAAAAAAACCCAAUCUUGAUCCCAAUUUUCUCAAAAUUCGCCUCUAAUUUUGGGGUUAUUCGACGAGGGGCUCGAAUUUUUGAGGUUUUGGGGGUUCAUAAGACAAUAUAUAUAGUGUAUCAGGGAGGUGGAAGAUGUUAUCAGAUCAUUUUCAAAACGGGGUGGAGACGGCGAAGCUGAUGUGGUCACGGAUUCCGGCGACAGAGGAGGAGGAAGUUGGCGAGGUGGGUCCAUCAAGAAAGGGCAAUGGGAGCACUGUGGAAAGUCUUGAUUAUGAAGUUGUUGAAAAUUUUGCUUAUAGGGAAGAGCAGGCUAAAAGAGGAAAGCUUUAUAUGGGAUAUGCUGUUUUGGUUAAGUGGUUCUUGGCGUUACUAAUUGGAAUUGGCACAGGACUUGCUGCUGUUUUCAUUAAUCUUUCCGUUGAAAAUUUUGCGGGAUGGAAGUUCUCAUUAACAUUUCAAAUUAUUCAGAAGUCAUACUUUGCUGGAUUUCUGGUGUAUAUUUUGAUCAACCUGGUUCUAGUAUUAUCUUCUGUAUAUAUUAUCACGUGCUUUGCACCAGCAGCGUCAGGAUCAGGAAUUCCUGAAAUAAAGGGUUAUCUAAAUGGAAUUGACACACAUGGUAUCCUUCUUUUCAGAACUCUGAUUGGAAAGAUUUUUGGAAGCAUAGGUUCAGUGGGAGGUGGUCUUGCUCUUGGCAAAGAAGGGCCUCUUGUACAUAUUGGUGCUUGUAUUGCUUCUUUGCUUGGACAAGGUGGAACCACAAAAUAUCACCUUCAGUCAAGGUGGCUCCAAGUUUUUAGCAGUGAACGGGAUCGUCGUGAUUUGGUGACUUGUGGAUGUGCUGCUGGAGUUGCUGCUGCUUUUAGAGCUCCAGUAGGUGGUGUAUUAUUUGCUCUUGAAGAGGUCACUUCUUGGUGGAGGAGUCAACUAAUGUGGCGGGUCUUCUUUACCUCUGCAAUUGUAGCUGUUGUUGUCCGUACAGCAAUGGGAUGGUGUAAAGAUGGAAACUGUGGUCAUUUUGGCGCUGGAGGCUUCAUUAUAUGGAUAUCUCUGGGUAGAUUCCGAACUCAUUUAAGUCUUCUACACUGUAUCCUAGUUACACUUUUGACCUCUUACAAUUCUCUCAGUGGUCAAGAGGACUAUUCUUUUGAGGAGUUGUUGCCCAUGGCAGUUAUUGGAGUUAUAGGAGGUCUCCUUGGAGCGUUAUUCAAUCAGCUUACCCUCUAUAUGACACACUGGCGUAGAAAUUAUUUGCACAAGAAAGGAAUUCGUGUGAAAAUUAUUGAAGCUUGUCUCAUCUCUGUGAUAACUUCAGCUAUUUCAUUUGGAUUGCCACUCUUUAGAAGAUGUACUCCGUGCCCUGAAGCCGAUGCUAACUCUGGCAUUGAAUGUCCGCAAGCACCAGGAAUGUUUGGCAAUUAUGUUAAUUUUUACUGUCAGAACAACAAGGAGUACAAUGACCUCGCAACCAUAUUCUUCAACACUCAGGAUGACGCUAUAAGAAAUUUAUUCAGUGCGAAGACAGCUCAUGAAUUCAGUGCUCAAAGCCUACUUACAUUUUUGGUUAUGUUUUACACCUUGGCAGUGGUAACCUUUGGAACUGCAGUUCCAGCAGGUCAGUUUGUGCCAGGCAUCAUGAUAGGAUCAACUUAUGGACGUCUUGUUGGCAUGUUCGUGGUUAGCUUUUAUAAGAAGCUGAACAUUGAAGAGGGGACGUAUGCUCUUCUAGGUGCUGCAUCUUUUCUUGGAGGCUCUAUGCGUAUGACUGUAUCUCUCUGCGUCAUCAUGGUGGAGAUUACAAACAACUUAAAGCUUUUACCUCUAAUAAUGCUGGUUCUUCUCAUCUCAAAGGCUGUUGGUGAUGCGUUUAAUGAAGGAUUAUAUGAAGAACAGGCUGGAUUAAGGGCAAUUCCAUUACUUGAAUCUAGACCGAAGUAUCAAAUGCGCUAUAUGACGGCAAAAGAGGCAUGUGGGAAUCAAAACGUUGUAUACUUCCCUCGGGUUGUGAAGGUUGCAGAUAUAGUUUCUAUUUUGAGGAGCAAUGACCACAACGGGUUCCCUGUUGUUGACCACGCAAGAAGUGGGGAGACACUUGUUAUUGGACUUAUACUAAGAAGUCAUUUAUUGGUACUUCUACAAUCAAAAGUUGAUUUUCAGCAUAGCCCUUUACCCUGUGAUUCGAGAGGUGAUCUUUUGCCAAUCAGGCACAACCUUAGUGAAUUUGUGAAACCCGUUUCUAGUAAAGGGAUAUCUCUCCAUGAUAUCCAUUUCACUCCUGAUGAUCUGGAGAUGUACAUUGAUCUUGCCCCAUUUUUAAACCCGUCUCCAUAUGUUGUCCCAGAAGACAUGUCAUUAACGAAGGUAUAUAAUCUUUUUCGUCAACUAGGACUGAGGCACUUACUUGUUGUUCCACGUCCUGCUCGUGUUAUUGGCAUGAUCACUCGAAAAGAUCUGAUACUUGAGGAUAAUGAUGAUCCAACGGCCGUAGAGCUCCAAUCAACUAGUGUAAGAGGUACACAAUCUAACCAUAGAGUGAUAACGAGGAAAGGAGAUGCACAACAGCCGCUUCUUGAUGGUCUUCUUUAAAAUAGAAUCCCAGCGAUGCACUGCUGUUUCUGCAGUGAAGAGUAGCUUCCAGCGUCCCCUCUCAAGAUUUGGUGGCAGUAGAUCUCACUUCAUAAUCUAUCGUCAUUAGAUUCUAGGAAAUGUAUAGUGUAUUUAUUUCCCCUUGAGAGUCAUGGGAUUAUUAUAGCAAUCAGUUCAGUUUUUAUUUUAUUUUUUGUAUUUCCUGCAAAUGGUGUAUGAGAAAUUAGUUGAAAAGCUGUGCUCCUUUUCAUGGAACA